Messenger RNA from Temnothorax curvispinosus, 3214 nucleotides. Its product is annotated as serine/arginine repetitive matrix protein 1. The coding region runs from base 1704 to 3023 and encodes 439 amino acids. Lineage: Eukaryota; Metazoa; Arthropoda; Insecta; Hymenoptera; Formicidae. The record is from RefSeq and is a predicted model, not a curated record. The transcript has 5 exons.
CGGUUAAAGCUAAGUGACGGAGAAUGUCGGAGAACCUCUCCUAUAAAAGUCCAUUGUGAACAUAUUCGACAUCACGCGAGAGCGAAUCGCCGGGAUACGUGCCAGAAAAAACAAGUAAUCGGGUCGUCGCGUUAAGAAAAGUGAGUGUCCGUUCGUCCCGCGUGAUAGACGCGGGGCUUCCGACAAAAAAGUAUCAUUCGCGGGUCGAAUUGAGUCGCGCGAGACGUACGUUAGAUUUGGGCAAUUGAUUUUUGACGUCGCCCUGAAUGCCGUGUCACUCCGUCGUUUCAUCCGUUCGGACACGAGUUGUAACGAACGGCAGUCGUGAGUAAAUGCGCUUGCAAGAAAAACUGAAGUAUUCAAAUUUCAUAGUUUGCAUACUAAUCGGAGUUCUGUGGUGGCAAGAGGUUGAUACUAGCAAGAGAAAAAGAGAGAGUGUGUGUGUGUAUGUAUGUGUGAGAGAGAAAGAGCGUGAGUGAGUGAGUGUGGUGUGUAUAUGCGUGUGUAAAUAAGUGAAUGAGGAAAAGAGAGGAGAUGCGCGUGAGAAAGAGAGAAUGAGGGCGAGAGGGAGGAAAAAAGGGAGGGAGGGAGAGAGAAAGAAUGGGAACAAGAGAGAUGCCAUCGACCUUGCUUUUCUAAAAUGGAGCAAAGAGGGCUUUUGUGUAUGUGUGUGUGCGUGCGUAUGCGUGUGCGUGCGUAUGCGUGUGUGUGUGUGAAGCGGGCGAGUGAGUGCGCAAACGCGCUUUAUACCAAUCACAAGCUCUCUUCUUUCGAACGGGUGAGUCUCUCGAAGUAGUCGAAACAUCCCGUCGCGGCAGGGGACUACGUAGCGUUAUCCGGGUAACGCUCCCUUCAAGCACAGUGUCCCCUGUCGGGGCCACGUACGAUCGUCGUCGUCCGCCGCGGUCCUUCCGCGCAAGGACUUCGAUGUAUGCAGAGUACUGUGUAGCGCCAUCCGAUCGCUUUGGGCGCCACGUUCAAGUGACACUAUGUCCCGCUAAUAAGGGGAUAGACAUCCAUAGAAGAGGUCGAAGUAGGAAGUCGCGUCGCGAGUGAUCAUGAAUCGGCCGGCGAUGUGCCCUUCUACUUUCUGUCGCCGUCACGAAGGCGAUGCCUGCGAAGAUGACACUUAUCCUCGUGGCAUGAACCGAACCCGAUCGGCUACGGAUUCAUCCGUUCGACUAAGCGUCGAUAUUAAAUUGACGUGCUACACCCGCCAUCGUCGCGAGUGCCGCUGUUGCUGUCGUCGUCGCCGACGCAGCGCGUUUAUUCGGCGUGUUAUUCGCGCGACUUGGCGCGCGACGUCGCAAUCGCGAUCGUUUAUGUUGCGACGCUCGAUCUUCGCGACUCGUGGCCCCGGGGCUGUCGGCGAUUCCGUGUGCUCGCGCGCGCGCGAGCGAGCGAGCGAGAUAAUCUCGAGUUCCUCGCGCAGGACUCUAACCGCGGUUUGACUCGCGCGCGGAACAUCCGCGACACGCAUGGAUCUCAUGGACACGCGGCCAGUCGAUCUUAAGGACGAGUGCUUCUGAUACAUCCGAUGGUCUUUUGGCACGUUUGCGGCAGUUUGGAACAUUAUCUUUAUAGAUGCAGCAUAUGAAGGAUUAAUAUUACUAAUCUCGGCAUUAUUACACUGGUGUGCCUAUAUUGACAAGAUAUUUUUUGCUGUACCUUCGUCUUCCAUCUUAUAUCUUUACUUAUAAGAGAUGUCAUCCCGAGAUUAUGACAGAAGAAGAGGCGGUAGCAGCAGUAAUUCGAGCAGGCUGCGAAUGGAUACGAGCGUAUCACAAUCCAGACCACAUGGCGAGAGUUCGAGCAAGCGAAAAGAGAUAGACAAUGUAAUGCGAAAAGCACGCGAGUCACAAUCGAGCUACUGGAACAAGAAGUUGUUGGAAGCAGAGGAGCGAGAUCCGAAUAGAUGGCGUCACAGCGGAUACAAAGAGUUAUAUGUUGGCAGUAGUACCGAACCUAGCAGGGGACAUCCUAAGAGUCCGAGAAGCCCGAGGUCGCGCAGUCCUCACAGUCCACGACCGCGCAGUCCUCGAACGAGGAGUCCACGAUCACCGCGCGAACGUUCUUCCCGCGAGCACAAUAAAAAUAGACCGACUGCUCGCAGUUCCAGCACGGGUAGCACAUGUUCUGACAGAUCAUGUUCCGUCUGUUCACCAAAAGAACGACGACGUGUCGCGCCACCAUCUCGCUCGCAUUCGAGAUCGAUCAGUCCGAUACGAACUAGGGCACAUCCCAAAGAAGUUAUUGCAUCUAGUUCACGAGCCUUACAGCCGCGUACUAGACCGCGGUCACCGCCUCUACCACGACCGCGUACACCACCGCCAGCGCCGCAACCGCCAUUGCGUCAUCAGAAGGAUUACAAGAACCUCAAGGAGAAAGAAGCCAAGGUUCGCCGUAAAGAAAAACAUCAUAGCAGAUUACCAGAGGAUCCACGAGUACCAGAUCCUAUCUCAUUGAUACGUAAACCGGUAAAAGUAGAAAAGACACAUACAAGUCAUGGAGCAUCACAAAUAAUGCGACCUCCACCAGAAUCUUCACCUAGUGACGAUAGCGACAGUUCCUCAACUACAUCUCAUGUCGGGCCACCAAAAAUGACAUUAUCUGAACGAUUUGGUAAGAUGGCGCAAUGGAGUGUGGAUCGUAGGGACAUGGAAAAUAUGCGCAUCACAAAAGAUGGCGAGAACGCGAUGAAAGUCGUUAUAGAAGGUGAGGAGAGAAUUGCACGCCUAGGCUACGAUUCGCCUCCUCCCGGACAUUAUCCUGAGUCACUUCUGGCGCAAGGACCAAGAGGUUUCGAGUGUUGGGACGAUGUGCGCGUCCGAUAUGAUUAUUACAAGGCAAGGGGAUAUCUACGUGACCUCACUCUCGAUGAUUAUAUCAAAUGGGAAGAAUGGUGGUACAAGUAUCAGGAAUGGCUCGAAGCCGAACGUUUCUACGAGCAGUGGGCUUCGUCAAAUCGUCCAUCUGGUGGCAGUCGCAAGAGACGAGGACGACGCAAUAACGCUACUCAUUAAAAUAUACAACACAAAUCUCUGUUAUGAUUUAUGCUCGAUUUAUUGACAGAAUAAGCAGUGAUAUCCGUAUGCUUAGAGUAUAUAUAAGAAAUAUGUAUGUAUGUAUAAGCUAUGUAUCGUAAUAAAAAAAGGAUGUUUGUGCAAAACAAGAAAUCGCACGGUUUGAAAAAUAUAGUCGAGGAUUUCAGAGA